Messenger RNA from Magallana angulata, 955 nucleotides. Its product is annotated as histone-arginine methyltransferase METTL23-like. The coding region runs from base 80 to 754 and encodes 224 amino acids. Lineage: Eukaryota; Metazoa; Mollusca; Bivalvia; Ostreida; Ostreidae. The transcript has 5 exons. Gene Ontology annotation, cellular component: cytoplasm; nucleus. The record is from RefSeq and is a predicted model, not a curated record.
UUUCACUUUCGGAUUGCCCAAUCAAACCCGCUGUACUUUAGCAGGUUGAGGAGCAGUUCACAUUUGUAAACAAGACCGCAUGGAAUGUUUUGAAAGAAUUUUUCAGUUUGAAGAUAUAAUUAGAAAUGAAAAGAAAACAGUGACAGUUACAGAGGUUAUGCAACCAAGCUAUGGUUUGUAUGUAUGGCCAUCAGCUCCAGUGCUAGCCCAAUAUAUAUGGCACAAAAGAGAUCAAAUAAAGGGAAGAAAAAUUUUAGAGCUUGGGUCAGGCACAUCAUUACCUGGAAUCCUGGCCGCGAAAUGUGGAGGCAAUGUUACGCUGAGUGACAGUGAGGACCUCCCUCAUUGUCUGGAAAACUGCAGAAAAUCCUGUCAGGCCAAUGGUCUGCUGGAUAUUCCAGUGAUAGGGAUCACUUGGGGCAGGUUUAAUGAAGCUUUGCUUGAUUUGCCACCUGUUGAUAUCAUCCUUGGCUCAGAUUGCUUCUAUGAUUCUAAAGACUUUGAAGACAUUAUAGUAACAGUCAGUUACUUGAUCAAACAAAACAAGGAUGCAGAAUUUUGGUGCACCUAUCAAGAGAGAAGUUCUAACAGGACAGUUGAUGUAUUGUUGUUAAAAUGGGGACUGGAGUGCGAAAUAGUAAGCUUGGACUCUUUUGAUGCAGACAGUCCGACUUUGUGUGGAUCCAAUCUUCCAGGAAACCAUACUAUCCACAUGUUUAUCAUCAGAGCAGACAGGAGAUACAAAGAAAAAUGAUCCGCAAUCAUUAUGACAGUUGGUGUCCAAGAACAUAAAUAUUUCCUCUAGCUCAAUACAUUCUAAGACGUCAAGACUUGGAAAAGCAGUUCUGUUUGGACCAGAAGAAGGCCGAGUAAAGACACGAUUCCAUUUAAUAUGUUAUUAUUAAAAUGAAUGAAACCCACAGUAUUUAGAGAUAAGUUUGGAGACAUUUAAGAA